AUGGGCAAGCGGAGUUCAAAACGCGUUACAAGGCCAUCGUCUUCAAACCAUUCAAGGGAGAAGUGCUUGAUGGGGUGGUCACAAAUGUCUUACGAACUGAUACCUUCAUCUAAAACUAGGCUCCCUUCUUCUAUAUUCGAUAAACUUCCUGAUAAACAACCUGUUAAACAUCGAGAUUCCAAACAACCCCCCGUCGUAGCAACAAGGGACCCCCGAUUUGGGCCCAUCACUAUUGAUUGGGUUGAUAUGGAAAGUAAUGAAAAAGGGAAGGAUAAAGAGAAGGGCAGUACAGGUCACGGAAAAGCUAUAAACGAAUCCUCUGGAAAUACUACACUAGCAGAAGGGAUAAUCCACCUCUAUCGUACCA
Acaulospora colombiana is the source of this 367-nucleotide messenger RNA. The record is from the annotation of a GenBank genome assembly. NCBI's taxonomy places the organism in Eukaryota, Fungi, Glomeromycota, Glomeromycetes, Diversisporales, Acaulosporaceae.